CAUUUUCCAUUUUCCUACAUGCGGACACUGGCUCAAAGUAUCGUGUGCGGCGGACGUCCUUGUCGUGCGUGCGUCGUUUGCUCGCGCUGACGGUGUUUUUUUUGCGUUGGGUUCAGGGAGCACAUCCAAAUCGCAUCGGGCAACAUGGAGACAUAAGCACCAGCUAGGCGGAAUAACAAGAAGGCCCAACUAGAAGAAGAAUAGAAGAACUCUGUAUUUUGCAAUCGCACAAUUGGAAUUUCGAAUCGAUUUAUAAAGUGCUGUGUGUUCUUUGCGGUUCGUGGUGUGCUGCAUUUUCGAAAGAUGCCUGGUUUUUUCUUUUUGUUUAGUGAGAUUUUCUCCUAUUUUUUUUAUCAAUUUCGGUGAGAGUGCUGUGCAACGAAAGGGAAUACGCAAAAACGAUUUUUUGUAGAAAGUCGCGAGAGUCCCCGAAGGAGAAGGCCAUACAUAGAAACGAAAAGGAGAAGGAAAAGCGAAAACGAAGCAAAGGCAACGCAAUAAGGUUUUCACCUGCACACACCGCCUUUAAGGUCCUGACACUGAAUACCCGCCAUUUGGAGGCCAUGAAAGCGGACUAUUUAUGGAUCGAAUAAGUAAAAGGAGUCCCAAUCAAUUUAAACACCAGUUCAGCAUCUUGCGGUGGUUGCUACAGCAAGCUGGCCGAGAAGAGGGCACUCCACAAGGGCUUCGCCGGCGAUAGGCGAUACUGGGGGCGUCACUUUUAACGGAAAGAAAAGGAGAAGCCAACCCGACCGAACCAUGAAACAUUCAAAUAUUUCCAUACACAAGGACAUGAUGGAAUUCGGGUAACUAAAACCGAGAGCAAACGCACACAAUUAGAAGUAGGACACAUUCACCGAAUACUUCAUUCAGCGGAUAAUAAAUCGCGCUAAAGAUCAUGAAGCGAACGGAUACAUCCGGAACGCGUAAAUGAAAGCACACUUCCGAACGAAGCAACUUUGAUAUAUAUCAACCAAACCGAACUGUUACCAGCGGAUCACUAAGAACCAGGACGAACAGGAGGACGAGGAGGAGGCGGACGAGGCCGACGGGCCAGUGACGGCAGCCAAAUCGCCGCCGCGCCAGCGGGCAGAGCGGUCAUGGAACCACCCGGCGGUGUGCCGCCGGACAGGGAUCGGCAGCUGGUGCUCCGUAAUCAGUCGGCGGCCCUUGUGCCCGUGGUCGUAUCCGCACCAGCCACGGGACCGGGUGCAACCACACCCAACCCGCAGUCAUCGGCACAGGCCCAGUUAUCGCUGGUGCCCAGCAAGCCAACCAGUCUGAGUCUUCAGCCGCAUGCCGUGCUCCAAGCCAUGCAACAGUUGUCGCCGUCGGCGGGUGGCAACAACAAUGCCAGUAGCACCGCCGCCACAGCCACGAGCAGCAGCAGCGGGAACGCGAACAGCGGCAGCAGUCCCGCCCUAGCCUCCACCGCCACGGCCAUAUCGGCCACCACGCAGGCAGCCACUGCUUUCAGCGGCAGCUCGGUGGGUCACCACCACCUGCAGCACCACCACCAGCAUACGCAUCCGCAUGCCCCACAGCAGUCACAGUCACAACAGCCACAGCCGCAGCACCAGCUCCAGCAACCGCAUCCGGCAGGUGCGCCGAGUUCAGCGACACAAAGCCACCAUCACGGCUCCAUAUCCGUCAGUGGGUCAGGCGGUGGACUACUAGGCUCCAGCGGCGGCAGUGGCAACCAACAGCAGGCCAUCGAGAAGCUAUCACGACCCAUGGCUUUCGAUAAGAUGGAAAUGCUGGUGCGUGAGAUGCAGGAUCAGGAACAUGGCGUGCCUGUGCGACAGCAGAAGAUGUUCCUGACUUCCAUACCAUAUGCGUUUAUGGGAUACGAUCUAAUUGAAUGGCUAAUGGAUCGCCUGCAAAUCGAGGAGUCGGAGGCCCUCAACAUUGCUAAUCAACUGUGUCUGCACGGCUACUUCUUUCCGGUCAACGACUCAAAGACGCUGACCGUGAAGGACGACUCGUCGCUGUAUCGUUUCCAAACGCCCUACUAUUGGCCCUGGCAGCACAAGGCGCCGGAUAACGUGGAGUACGCCAUCUAUUUGGCCAAGCGAUCGCUGCGCAACAAGCAGCGCCACGCACUGGAGGACUACGAGGCGGAGGCGCUGGCCUCGCUGCACAAGAAUCUGAAGGGCAAGUGGGACUUCAUAUCGAUGCAGGCCGAAGAGCAGGUGCGUCUGGCCAAGGAGCGCAAGAAAGGUGACAAGAUCGUGGGAGACUCGCAGGAACGAGCUUACUGGAGAGUUCACCGUCCACCACCUGGCCAGUUCACUCCGUUGGAGCCCUGUCCAGUGCCUUCGCGCGAUCGUCAGGGCCUCAAGCCCAAUAAAAAAAAGACUGUCGAUGACAUGCAGCGCGACGUUGACUACUUGGGCAAGUCGCUGAAUCGGACGCGGAUGAAGAUGUCGCAGGCCUGCGAGUCGCUCGUUUGCUACUCGGAGACAUUCUCCGAAUACGAUUUCUUUCUGCAGCCGGCACUGCCCUCCAAUCCAUGGGUGACGGAGGAUAUUGCCUUUUGGCAGCUGAACAACACCUUUGUGGACAUUCCCACAGAGAAGCGCGUCAAGCGGUGGGCCAUCUCCAUUGAGGAGCUCGUCUCCGAUCCCACUGGCCUGCAGGAGUUUACCGGCUUCCUGGAGAAGGAGUACUCGCACGAGAAUAUUCGCUUCUGGAUAGCAGUCAAUCGAUUGCGCCGUUCCGCUCACUCGCAAGUGGCGCGAAAGGUCAACGAAAUAUACGAGGAGUUUUUGAAGCCCGGCGCACCGUGCGAGAUUAAUAUUGAUGGCAAGACCAUGGAGAGCGUGCUCAAGGGCCUGAAGAAUCCAUCGCGGUUCACUUUUGACUCGGCAUCGGAGCACAUAUACAUGCUGUUGCUGAAGAAAGAUUGCUACCCGAGAUUCAUACGGUCGGAGCACUACAAACGCCUGCUGGACACCGGCAUACAGCCGUCGUACAAGAAGCGCUUUUUCAACUUUGGCGGCGUAAGCGGUGCCAAGAAGAAAAUGACAGCCGCGCUGAGUAGCCAGCCAAAUCUGGGCGAUGCGGCCAAAGGACCCAGCGGCACAUCCGCCGGCAGUUCCAUGAUGCAGGCUCCACCCCCCGGAAAUCUUGCCCGUCGUCGUGGCAGCGAUCGCAGCCUGACGGGCUCCGCCCACGAGCUAGCCGUGAUCGGUGUGAACAAGGAUGCCGGCUCCAAGGUACCGCACUCUCAUUCCCAGAGUAAUCUCAGCGAAAUCCCCUUCAGUAGCGAUUCAAUUUAUCGAGGCGAUAUGCCACAGCGCCACAUGGCGAUCAUGGAUAUUGGGAUAUAUGCGGCAUACGGGAAUCGCGAAAGUAGUUUGCAGGCACUUCCAGAAACGCCAAAGACGAAGACCACCGUCCUCGAUGCCACGGAGUCCACAUCGUCGUCCACAGCUCUGGCUGCGGCGGCCAGCAGUGCCGUCUGCCCGUGGGAUGACCCAGCCGAAUCAGUCCCGCCACCGCCGCCGCCGGCGCAAGUGAAGCUAUCCGUGUGUCCGUGGGAACUGGAUAGUGCCACAGAGACGCCGACAGCGGCUCCAGCAGUUGGCUCAGGUGGAGGUGGAGCAGGAGCGUCGAAGAUCCUAAGUUCCACCGGGCAACCAAUGCGAUUAAAUAGCACUUCCUCGGACAACAGCGAUGUGAAUGAUCGAAUGCAGCGCAAUUUGGGCAUUCGCCAUCAGAACACCGUGGACAGCGGCGAAGCAGGCAUAAAGCGUCUGAUUCCCAACAUUCCGGAGCAGCGUCGGGCGUCAGUCUCAUUUACUCCAAGCCCCACUCCGGAUUUCCAGCUAGGACGCACUCCAACGACGACCUCCUCACCUACUGUGGCGCCCAGCAGCUCCACUCCGCUGCAGGCACGCAGUGCUGUGUACGGCAGUGGCCAAGGCAUCGCCAAAGAUCCGCCAUCUGGCUCGGAUGUCGACGCGGAAUUGGAGGAGGAACUGAAUAAAAUAUCCCUGGGCGAGUCCUCGAUAUCGGAGCCGCCGCUUCUAGUAGUUCCCACACCCGAACAGACCCCGCCGCCCAUAACGAAGAUCACGCCGCCACCGGGAGAAAGCGAGAAUCAGGCGGAUCAGGUGAUCGAUUCGACCGAGAUCCCGGGAAGCUCCUGCUCAACACAAGCCAACCAGUUCGGCGAGGCCACGGCGACUGUGACCACGGUCAAGGAGGUCCAAAUCGAGCUAAUCGAGCAGGUCAGUGGUGUUCAAACAGAGCCAGAUAGUCCGCCCACCAUUAAGGUCCUGGUGUUAGAGGCAACUACGCCCGUGUCCGCUGAGACCGCAACAGCAGAUCCAGGCGAGAAUCUGGCAAAGAUGGCCACCGCGAGCAACACCACCACCAUCACCACCGAUGAUCAAGCAAUGCGGGCGGACGACGAUGCGGAAAGGGCCGCUGAAAUCGAGCAGACGGUUCUGGACGAGCUUUCACCAACCACCGAUGAGUACCAGGAGUUUGGCGAUGCCAAGGAUGCAGUGGACGACUUUGAUAGCAUAGACAUUGGCUAUAUACCUCCAGCACCCACCCCGGCGCCCUCCAUGGCGCCCCUGGCCGAACUGGACGUGGACACCGUGGACGAUGAGCCGUGCGAACCGGCCGCUCCUCCUCCUUCUCAUUCUGCUCCGGCCAGCAGCAGCAGCAGGGAACUGGUGAUGGCCUCCGGUUCGGUUACGGCCACGCCCACAUCCAGCAACGAGGAGGCGCGUAAGCGGCGUAAGAAGCGCAAUUCGGAGGGCAAGAAACUUAGCUCGCAGGACGAUAAGGACAAGGAUGCGCACGAAAGGGCCGGCGGCAGCAGCAUGGAUGCAGCUGACCACAAUGCGGUGUGUCCCUGGGAAGACGAGAACGUCAGCACCAACGACGGCACCUUCGUGAAGACAUACGCCACACUGGGAUACUUAUGAAUAAAGCCCAAUCUGUUCAAGACGGUGGUCAACAAGUUGCUGAAAAGGAAGCCAUUGAAGAAGUAGGGCCAGGCCUGGUUAGCUAAGUUUAUUAUUGUACGGCGGGAGUAUCUAUUAUAAUACGUACACAUGCAAACAUAUUAUGUAAAUGUAAGUAUUUGAAUAAUUGAGUGUAUGCAUAUGUAAAUAUUAAAUGCUUCUCAAGUUCUUGAAGCCGUUGAAUCAAACGAGGCGCAGUGGUUUAUUGCUGAAAAUAUCAAUUUCAAUUUCAAUUGAAAUGAAAUGUUAUGAAAACGGUCUAUGAAUGCUACAAAAAUACAUACUUUAUCUACAGACGUACAUACUUAUUUACAAAACCAAGUGGCUAACAUGGCUAACGUGGCUAACUAGAGUAACGAGAAAAAUCAGAUGAAAACUAAAUGGAUAUUAAUGUGUUUAAAGUCGCGAGUGCCGCCUUCUGAUUCACUUGUAAAAAAGCGAUACGAUGAUAAUUAAACGGAGCUUAGAUUUGGCGCAGCAGACGACACACUUUAAUGUAUACAAUGUAUAUGAUCUUUCUGCGCAUAAGAAACAAUUUUCCAUAGUUAAAUCGAAGCUACACAUACACAUAUAUAUAUGUAUAUAUGUAUAUAUACACAUAUAUAUAUAUAUAUAUAUAUAUAUAUAUAUAUAUAUAUAUAUAUAUAUACUCCCCCUCAAAGUCAAAAAGCAGUAAUCAAGAUCGAGAUGAAUAUAGACCAUAAAUUGUAUUAUAAAGUUAGGCAGGCCAGCCAGUGGGCACACUUUUCACAAUCCAUUUGCGAUCAACUAUGUAUUUUCCCCUGGAAAAGCUCUUGUGACCCCCAGCAAAUUUGUGACCUCGAGAACCCAAGAUGAGCUGACAAUGGGCAAGCUGGUGCCUGGUACUUGGAAUAAAUAAUAUUCUUGGGUACUUGAUCUGGAAUCUGGACACUGGAACAAUACUAUCUGAUGGUGAUGGUAAUCAUGCUUGCCCCUUGCCAACUCAAGAGCCCAAGAUUUAUUCAGCUAGUAGUACAAAGUGUUGGGCCUAUGUAACCAUGGCUCCGAUUUACCAACUAGAAUAAAAGUCCCUCGGAUAAUUAAAUGCACAAGUUGGCUGCGCAAGUAGUUGCCAUUUGAAAUCUCAGUUCAAAGUUAAUUAGCCGUUUCAUUUCACGCGUACAUGCCAGAAACUCACGAGCCCCAAAUUGAUGUGCAGUGAAAAUGAAACACAGUUGGAAAUAACGCAAAAUAUUUAGAAGAAGAAGAAGUGAUUAUGUAUGUAGAUUAUUAGAGAAUCCAUAGCCAACAUUGCCAGAUUAUGUAUUAUGUAUUUGACCAUGCGAAACUGACUUGCGCGAUCAACUUGUGCGUUUCAGAUUAUAUACCCACGUGUCCUAGCAAUGUCCUACCUAGUAAUUUUCUCUAUUCGACUAGAAAUGUAUUGAGCUGCCCGCCCAAACAAUCGCAGUGGGGUUAGUUAGUAUAACCACUAACCACUUCUUACUCGUAGAUCCAACAUCGAUGGGAGUGAGGCGAGAUGGGUCGCAUCUCUAAGAUCAAAUUGCAUUCGAUCGAUUCAAACUUAAUCUAAUGUGAAUCUUACAAAUAGAAGAGAAGAGACGAGUAUAUGAAACAGAUAAACAAAGAAAUUAGAGAAUCAAAUUAAGAUGAAAUCCUGGUUGUUCGCGACUAAUACCUUUAUAUGAAUCGAAAGAUGAUAACUUAUCGAAGAACUAUUACAAUCUAAGUACAUAUAUUUCUAUUUUCAUUGUGCAUAUGAAUUAGCUACUUUACUGUCGAAAACCGUUUUGCUGGUAAACAAUCUCUUUAUAUGGGAUAUCCGAAUUUCGGAAUAUCCGAAUAUCGGAAUAUCCGAAUAUCCGAUUAUCUGAAUAUCUGAAUUCUCUUUGUGCUUUCUAUGCUAAACAUACAUUUUUGAACUACUUCAAUUAACGAGACGAAAACCCAAACACUUAAAUUCCGAGGAUCCGUACAUACAUACAUAUGUAAGUCCCCAAAACGAUAUCCCCCCCAAUGUAAAGAGCGUACCGAAAAUCAAAGCCAGUGUUGCAUAGAUAUUACGAAAUAUUACGAUGGUAUGGGUACGGGUACGGGUACGGGGAGUACAUAACAUACAUCAGUAUAGAGCAUAUUGAACUUAUAGAGCAUAUAGAAAAAUAGGAACGAUGUGCCGAUGUGUAGGGCGUGCGUACAAAAUGUGUACAUGAAACCACCGUUAACUUUGCUUCAUGCGAGCCGAGCAAUUAAAGAGUUAAAGAAUAAAAUAUAAAAUGAAAAAUUCAAAAAUACAGAUACAAGUGAAAAAUAAAAAAGGAAAAAAAAAAGAAUACCUAAUGCAAACCGAACAAAUCAGCAGCAGCAGCAGCAGUUCCGAAAUUGUUGUCGAAAUAUAUAAUAGCAGCUUUUAGAACAACACCAAGGAAGUUGUAGUAAAUGCGGAGGAAAAUUGUAUUGUUGUUGUUUUUUAUGUACAUUUACUUUUUUGUAUUACCGUUGUUGUAAGUCAAAUAUGCCAAAAAUGAAUAGUUUACUAAGAGUUUACAACAAAAGAUUCAAAUGCAGGCAAGAUAUGAAUUACUUUAAACGCAAAUCGCAAGAACAAGUUCCGAAUGUUUUUAGUAGUCAAUGGAGAAUAUCUUUUAAUCGCUUACACUAAGUGUUCCCAUGCAUAUUUAUGGGUUCCUUGCCGAAACAGAAAUCUUACAUAAACACAAAAAUAUAACACAAGAGCGCGGCUGUCGACUUUACUCCACCCCGGUACUCAAAAUGUUCGAAUAAAAGUGUGAAUAAGUUACUAAAUCAUUGCAUGCAACAAAGAAUAACUUUAGCUAAUGGAUAAUCGUGUUAUUAGAUCGUAUUCAAUUGUUACCUGAUUUGAUCCCAUUUCGCUUUUAUUGAACGUUUGAUGUGCAUUUAAGUGAUUACCCCCACCCAUAGCAUUCUGCAAAAAUCGUCCCAGUUGAUAGAAAAUGCAAAUACAAGAUCAUACGUUCUCGAUUCAAGUGUUUAACUUUAAAGUGCAUUUUUAAUAUGAAGAAGUUCUGUUACAUUUUUGUGAUGAUCGAAAAAAGGUCUUUUUUAGAACUGGCUGCGAUUUUUCGAUUGUAGUGUUGGAAUUUCGAAACCAAAAAUGUUGCUUGUGUGUUUAAGUUGUACCAUUGUGUUAUUUGAACUUUUGAGUAUCGGAUGAGCAUAGAACUAAGGAACCAUUAGAGGUCCGAUGGAUUGAUUGAGCCGCCACAGCGCCAUUUUGAUAAUAAGAACAAAGAAUUCGAUAACUAUGUAUGUUUAAUGGAUUACAUAAGUGUGUACUACUUCACGCGUCAGGUGGGUGGCAUUGCCCUGCAAAUAUUUACUUUAAUUUCUGGAUAAUUAGUGCUCACAUCACUGAUUAGAGGACAGGAAUGCGCAAAACAAUAUGCUUAAUACAUAAGAUUCCAGAGCUUUUAGUAACGCCAUGUAAAUUCUGGGUCAUGAAUACAGUUGUGAAGAUUGAAGAUUGUAACCGAGGCGUUUGUUAUUAUGUAUUCAAGUCAUUUAUUAUAAGUGUAUACAGCUUAUACUAUUAUAAAAGUGUUAAAAACAUGAAUUAUUUUGAGAAAAAAAACCCAAAAAAGAAUAUACAACAAAAUGUUAGUCGGUAAAUGAAAUCAAAUGUAAAACAAUUUAAUGUAGACUGUACUAAAGAAUUCAAGGAAAUUUGAAUAUCAACACUCCAUCACGCAAAUAACUAAAAGGAAAUUCGCUAAUUGAAUAGAAGUUGAUGGGAAAAUUAUUUGCACAGUGCAGAAAAACGUGUUAUAAAAUUAUUAUACUAUACAAAAACUAUAUAUUAUUGAAUUAUGCUGAUGAAAUUAAAAACCAUAAAAGUAUGUAAAAAAAAUUCAAAUACAAAAUGAUUUAAAUGAAGUACAAUAAAUAUUCAAGUG
Molecule: messenger RNA, 8896 nt
Organism: Drosophila melanogaster (fruit fly)
Lineage: Eukaryota; Metazoa; Arthropoda; Insecta; Diptera; Drosophilidae
Exons: 11
Coding region: 1101-4943 (1280 amino acids)
Biological process (GO): intracellular signal transduction; G protein-coupled receptor signaling pathway; regulation of G protein-coupled receptor signaling pathway
Source: RefSeq, marked reviewed